AUGAAAUGUUCAGUAUUUAUCUCACUUAUUGCCCUCUUGGCCUUGGCUUCCUCCUUUGCUUCUGCCUAUGACCCCAGCCAUCUUCAGGAUUUCUGUGUGGGUGUCAGUGAUACCAAAUUUGGAGUAUUUGUAAAUGGGAAAUUCUGCAAAGAUCCCAAGCUUGUGAAAGCAGAUGACUUCUUCUUCCACAUAAUGGAAGGCAACACAUCAAACCCACUAGGCUCCCAAGUGACUCAAGUGUCUGCAAAUGAAUUUCCAAGACUCAAUACUCUUGCAACCUCCCUUGCUCGUAUUGAUUUUGCGCCCUAUGGUCUAAAUCCUCCCCACAUUCACUCUUGUGCCACUGAGCUACUGACCGUCCUUGAAGGAACUCUCAUGGUUGGAUUUGUGUUUUCCAAUCAAAAUGAUAAUCGCCUCUUCACCAAAGCACUCAACAAAGGAGAUGUGCUUGUGUUUCCCUUCCAUACGAUUCAUUUUCAGCUCAACGUGGGCCAUGACAAUGCUGCUGCACUUUCUACUCUCAGUAGCCAAAAUGCAGGGGUCAUUAUUGUCGCUAAGGCUGUGUUUGGAUCCACUCCUCCCAUCUCAGGUUCCCUGGCUUAUGUGGACUCCAGUGUUAUUAUAGGUCAGACCGACCAAUAUCUGAAGGAUGCUGAAAAGUAUGGAAACAUUGAAUACAUGAGGUGUACUCCAGAAAAUGGUUUCUUUUCUGAUUUACCAUUCGCUUCACGAACAGACGUAAUAUUUUUCUGUUCACCCAACAAUCCCACUGCUGCCGCAGCAACAAGGGAGCAACUAACUCAGCUAGUUCAGUUAGCCAAGGACAAUGGGUCUAUAAUUUUCUUUAAAAUUGAGGCUGGAAAUUGUGGCUACUGA
This is a messenger RNA of Neltuma alba, 876 nucleotides long. Its product is annotated as germin-like protein subfamily 1 member 13. The coding region runs from base 1 to 876 and encodes 291 amino acids. The record is from RefSeq and is a predicted model, not a curated record. Gene Ontology annotation, molecular function: manganese ion binding; pyridoxal phosphate binding. The transcript is spliced from 3 exons. Gene Ontology annotation, biological process: biosynthetic process. NCBI's taxonomy places the organism in Eukaryota, Viridiplantae, Streptophyta, Magnoliopsida, Fabales, Fabaceae.